AUGCUGAUGUCCAUGAAACAAUUCAAAAUUCUAAAUAAAAAGCUGAAUUCAAUUGUUGAGUCUCAAGCAGACAUGGGGGGAGGAAGUUCGUUGUCCAGUUUUGAAAUUGAUGGACUCAUGAAGGCUUCUGAAGAACAAAUGCUGAGCAAGAUGUCUGGAAUGAUUAGAGAUACCGAGUCCAUAAUAUUAAAAAAGGUUGAUCAAAAUGAUCAAAACACUGAGUUAAGGUUUUGGGAGGUUAUUUCGAUGCUUAAAGAUUUGAAGGAUUCGGUGCUCAAGCCUGCAACAUCUUCAAUAAUUACUCCAGAGUUCCUUUCCCAAAAAUUUUUACAGUUCAAAGACAUUCUUCAUAAACAACUAGCUCCUCUAUCUACUAUUUCGAAUCUUCUUCCAAUUGGUGCCCCACCUGUUCGAACACGGGUGCAAGGGGAGAGAAGAAAAUUGGAGAAGCUUUUCACGCAAAGACUGGAGGUGAUGCUUCACAUGGAAAGGUGA
Molecule: messenger RNA, 495 nt
Organism: Lactuca saligna
Lineage: Eukaryota; Viridiplantae; Streptophyta; Magnoliopsida; Asterales; Asteraceae
Source: the annotation of a GenBank genome assembly